Thlaspi arvense is the source of this 597-nucleotide messenger RNA. The record is from the annotation of a GenBank genome assembly. NCBI's taxonomy places the organism in Eukaryota, Viridiplantae, Streptophyta, Magnoliopsida, Brassicales, Brassicaceae.
AUGGAACUCCAGUUUGAAGUAGCUGCAUCUGUGUCACAGCUGUUUCAUGGGAUUUGCCAUCACGGUGACAUUGCCUACGUGUGGAAGUCAGUUCUGUUUACCAAAGAAGAGUAUCAGAGACAAAGUGAUAAGAGGCUUUUGGCAAAACCAGAUGUUUCUUUCAAUUCUCUGAAAAUGUCAUGGACAACAAUCAGGAGCUCGGUUGGUGGGGGCAGAUUCGAUCCACCAUCCGGUUCCGGUUCAUCAAGUAAUAAAAGCACCAGACGUCCAAGACUGAUCAAAGCAUUACAAGAUCUCAGAACUAAGCUUCUGGUGAAAAUUGAGGAGAUAAAGAAAGAUCUCCCCAUGAAACUGUUGUUUCUCUUGGUGGGAUUCUACUCUGCAACUGCAUUCUCUACGUUUAUAGGACAAACAGGAGACUGGGAUGUUCUAUCUGCUGCAUUGGCCGUAAUCGUAGUCGAAUGCAUUGGAGCUUUAAUGUACAGAGCAUCCAUUCCAUUAAUCAACAAGAUGCGGAGCAUUAUCACCAUAUUUAACUAUUGGAAGACCGGACUCGCCCUUGGACUGUUCCUAGACUCAUUCAAGUAUGAAGUUUAG